AUGUUGCCGAUCUUAAUUCUUCCCUCACUUGCCUGUGCGAGAAUUCUGCUUGAUGAUAAUAGCGCUUUGGCUGAGAACAAGCGUUUCUCGCUAAAAACCGGCGGCAGCGGCAGUGGGUUUGGUAUCAGUGUGAGCCAUAACAGCUCUGGUACUGACAUCACUAUCGGUGGAGGAGCUGGUGGCGGAGCUGGCACUUCACGUGGCGAGGGAGCUAGCGUUGGCGGAGGGAUCGGUGUUGGGGUCGGCAUCCACAUAGGGAAAGGCGGAGCGAACGUCGCAGUGGGGGUCGGCGGAGGCGGUGCCGCUAGUGCGAACAACGGCAGCGUCAGCGUCGGUGGCGGAGGUGGCGGCGGAGUUGGAGUUAGUAUCGGGCGUGGUGGUGUGAGCGUGAGCGUCGGAGGCGGUGCCGGAGGAGGUGCGGGGAGUGGCGGUGGAGCGUCAGGAGGUGGUGGCGGAGUGGGAAGCGCCGGAGGGGUGGUGGCUAGCGGGGACGGUCAUGGAAGUGCAAGUGGUAGCGGCGGAAGUGGUGGAGGCGACGGAGAUGCCUCGGCUGGAGGAGCCGAAGCAGGAGGUAACGGCGGCGGCGGCGGCGGUGGUCGAGGUUGA
Messenger RNA from Musa acuminata AAA Group (dessert banana), 606 nucleotides. Its product is annotated as glycine-rich cell wall structural protein 1. Lineage: Eukaryota; Viridiplantae; Streptophyta; Magnoliopsida; Zingiberales; Musaceae. The transcript has a single exon. The record is from RefSeq and is a predicted model, not a curated record. The coding region runs from base 1 to 606 and encodes 201 amino acids.